Anolis sagrei ordinatus is the source of this 4515-nucleotide messenger RNA. NCBI's taxonomy places the organism in Eukaryota, Metazoa, Chordata, Lepidosauria, Squamata, Anolidae. The record is from RefSeq and is a predicted model, not a curated record.
AUUUUUUUUAAAUAAACACUGGGUGUGAACAGUAGGAUGUAUCUAAGCAGGAGGGUAUUAAAAAUAAUGUAGGGAGACCAACCUAACGGGUAGUUAAAGUGCUUCUGAGGACAUUUUGCAGGCUCCUCCUAAAGACUGCCAGUGUGGGGGCUUGUCUGAUAUCCUUGGGGAGUGAGUUCCAGAGUAGGGGGCCCACCAUAGAGAAAGCCCUCUCCCUUGUCCCCACCAAUCAUGCCUGCAAAGGGGGCGGGAGCGAGAGGAGAUGAUCGAAGAGAUCACAUGGGUUCAUAAACAGAAAUGCAGUCACGCAGGUAGGUGGGUCCCAAACCAUUCAGGACUUUGUAGGUAAGAACCUGCACCUUGAAUUGGGACUGGAAAAUGAACAGCAGCCAAUGGAGCUCCUUAAACAGCAGGAUAGACUGCUCCCUGUAAGUUGUUCCAGUUAGUAAACUGGCUGCCGCCCUUUGUACCAAUUGAAAUGUCCCAAGCCGUCUUCAAGGGCAGCCCCACGUAGAGUGCAUUACAGUAAUCCAAUCUGGAGGUGACUAAGGCGUGGACCACCAUGGCCAGACCCAACUUCACGAGGUGCAGAGAGGAAGAAUAAAUCCUCUCAGGGUGAUGAUCUUGCUGAACUCCUGACCUCAUUUACCGUUAAGAAGAGAAAAAAAACAGAAAUCAAGUAUCUGUAUAGCAAUUAGACACCCAUAUCACUGUUGACAUGAAAGAGAAAGCAUUUAAAUGCCUGGAGUGUGGAAAGAGUUUCACUCGGAAGGAUUCUCUGCAGCAACAUGAAAGGACUCACACUGGGGAGAAGCCCUAUGAAUGCCAAGAAUGUGGAAAGAGCUUCACUAACAGUGGAGGUUUACAUUUACAUCAUAUGACUCACACUGGGGAGAAGCCCUAUGCAUGCCUGGAGUGUGGACAGAGCUUCACUUCUACUUCAGAUCUACUUUCACAUCAAAGAACUCACACUGGGGAGAAACCCUAUGCAUGUCUGCAGUGUGGAAAGAGCUUCGCUCAUAAUUCUACUCUACGUUCACAUCAAAGGACUCACACUGGGGUGAAGCCCUAUCAGUGCCUGGAGUGUGGACAGAGCUUCACUAAGCGUGACAGUCUAAGUUCACAUCAAAGGACUCACACUGGGGAGAAACCGUAUACAUGCCUGAAGUGUGGACAGAGCUUCACUCAUAGUUCAAAUUUACGUUCACAUGAAAGGACUCACACUGGGGAGAAACCCUAUGCAUGCCUGGACUGUGGAAAGAGCUUCGCUUAUAGUUCAAGCUUACUUUCGCAUCAAAGGACUCACACUGGGGAGAAGCCCUAUACUUGCCUGGAGUGUGGACAGAGCUUCACUAAGCAUGGUAAUCUAAGUUUACAUCAAAGGACUCACACUGGGGAGAAACCCUAUCAUUGCUUGGAGUGUGGACAGAGCUUUGCUCAAAGUUCAGGCCUACGUUCCCAUCAAAGGACUCACACUGGGGAGAAACCCUAUACAUGCCUGGAGUGUGGAAAGACCUUCACUCAUACUUCAAAUCUACAUGCGCAUGAAAGGACUCACACUGGGGAGAAACCCUAUACGUGCCUGGAGUGUGGAAAGACCUUCUCUCAUAGUUCAAAUCUACAUUCACAUCAAAAGACUCACACUCGAGAGAAGCCCUAUACAUGCCUGGAGUGUGGAAAGAAAUUCACUUAUAGUUCAAGUCUUCGUACACAUGAAAGAACUCACACUGGGGAGAAGCCCUAUCAGUGCCUGGAGUGUGGACAGAGUUUCACUAAGCGUGGUAGUCUAAGUUCACAUCAAAUGACUCACGGAGGGGAAACCCUAUAAUCGCCUGGAGUGUGGACAGAGCUUCGCUCAUAGUUCAGGUCUACGUUCACAUCAAACGACUCGCAUUGGGGAGAAGCCCUAUCAGUGCCUGGAGUGUGGACAGAGCUUCUCUGAGAGUUCAAAUCUACGUAGAGAUAGAAUUCACAUUGGAGAGGACAGCGGUAUUUGACCCCAGAGAGAGACUCUCCAAGACAAGAGUUUUCAAACUUUUCUUAUUUUAAUGAUACUUUAUUUCAUUUUUGCAGUUUUGUGACUUAAAGGAAUGGGGAACAAAGAAAAGGAAAAAAAGAUGUGAGUUAGUAAAAAAUAUGUGUUGACCAUCAAGUUUUGUUAGUAUAUUAAUUUGAUACAUGAGUCUGUUGUAUCACCAGAGGUGUGAAGAGGAAGGGUAUUAUUGUAGAUAUUCUUUAACAUAUAAAGGUGUUCCAACUACAAUAUCUUUGGUUCCGAAAGCAAAUGAAUUCUUGUCAUCUGGCAUUCACAUUGAUCUUUGUUUUCUUAUAUUGUCCCACCGUUAUCUUCUCCUCUAAGCCUGUAUAAUAAGUAUUUUUUUCUAUAGUUUUUCUCAGCUUACUUAUGCAUACUCUGUUUUUACCCUAGAUUUAAUAUUAUCCAUCCAUAACGAAAUGAAACAAUUUUCACUUGGCCUUACCAAAACACAAAAUAUAAACACAACAUACAGUAUAUAUCUAGUCCGAGUAAAAACAGAAAUAUAUUGAUACAUAGAGAAAAAAUGGGUUUGGCCUACUUGUAACAAAAUAUACCUUAAUCUUAAGUAUAUACAUCAAAUGUCUUAAUCCCCCUUACACUGUAUACCAAUCUGAUCAAUAUAGUCUAAUCUCCUUUUAGAUGCUUUUUACAGAUAAAAAUGUAGUUUUGGCUGCUGUAUUCCAGCUUAUUUUAUUACAAAUAAAAGGCCAUAAAGGUUGUUUCUUUACUUUUUUGUACAAACAGCAGCUUUGUGAUACGUGGUUCAUAUUCAGGGGUGCCACAGAUACAGGCUACUUCAUCACAUUAGAGAAUGAAUCCACUUUAAAUCUGAUUUCUGCCUCCUGCAGAAUUCUGGGGUUUGAAGUUUAGUGAGUCUGUUAAACGCUCCUCCCUAAACUACAAACCUCAGAAUUCUGCAGGAGGCAGAAACUGGAUUUAAAGUGGAUUCAUUCUCUGGUGUGAUGAGUCUUUCUUCAGGUGGAAUAUGAUUAAAUCUGCUGUGUCUCCCCAUAGACUCCAUUUAUUCAAAUCUGGCCCUUGUAAAAGCAAUUCUUUUUUUCUUUUUUUAAAGAAGUUUUUUAUAGUCAAGAAGAUAGUGUACAUAGAAAGUGUGAGAACAAUUUUCGAAUAGGAAAGUUAGGAAAAAGGGUCGGCAGGAAAAAGUGUAAGGUUAAAGGAAAGGAAAGUUUAAAAAAACACCUUAUUUCCAUAUGUAUAUGGAAAAACAUUGAAAUAGGUAAUAAUAAUAAUAAUAAAAAUAGAGGAAGAGAAAAAAAAGUUGGGACUUCCUUCUAUUCUUUGGUGGUUGUAAGAAAAGGCCAAAAUUGUUUUUACAUAUUUGGAAAGUCUACUCCUUCCCUGUAUUAAAUUGACCUUCUUGUGACUUUUUUAUUUCAUAUUGUCAAGUCUAUAUUGAUUGAGUUAAAAUAGUCUUUAACCAGGUUCCACUUUGUUGUUUUUUUUUGGGGAGACCAUGAUUUGGUGUAAUCCAAUAGGAUAAAAGCAAUUCUUAAGUGUCUCGGCAUAUCAACUUUUAAGUGCCCACUGAAAAUUUUGUUUAAAAUGACCUAAUGACUUCAAGCAGCCUGUGUUUGACAAAGUGGCUAUAUCUUUCUGCGCUUCAGUAUCUAAAGUCCUUUGAGUUACUAUCCUUUUCUCAAAAUCCCUAAUAUGACCUAAGGAAGAGAUUUGUAAUUCACAAGUGCAUAUUAAUUGGAACCAUAUUAAUUGGUCAGACCAGGAAGCUUGAAUUUGGUCAUUAGUUAGUUCUGCCAAGCAUAAUUUUAGGAGUCUACCAUUUUCCAGUUUCUUUUAUUUUUGACUAAUAAUUGAAGACCCUGAUUUUGGUGAGUCCUUCAAUUGAGUAUAUUUCUAAUUCUGCUCUGAUACAAGCAGCUGUAGCACUUAUGUCUACCCUCAGCAUCUGUCUUAGGAAUUUUGAUUGGAUUUAUUCCAUUACCGAUAAUAUGUUUAGACCCCAAAUUUUGACCCUGUGUAGUAUCAUAGGGACAAUCUUGUUCUGUAAGCUUUUAUUAUCAGGAUUAAAGACUCUUGGUAUCUAUGGGAUAGUAGGCUUGUCAGUGUGUUUGAGCAUGCCCUCGUUUUAAUUGCGCAUGAGUGAAAAUGUGCAGGCCAUGAACCUGACUCCGAAAAGACUGACCCAAAGUAUGUAAAUGAGCUCACCUGUUCUGUACCCUCCGCAUUUAGGAAUCAUUUAUGCCUUCAUGGGUGAUUUCCAAACACUGUUAUUUGUAUUUAGUUUUGUUUACUGUCAAUCGUUUUUGUGGGCAUGAAUGUUAAGUUUGCUUAGUAACCUACUUAAUCCAAUCUGCUGUCUUCCCGCUACACGGCAGUGAUACUAACUUUUCCUGCGAAAAUUCCCCAUGAGAGCUACGUGCCUUGUAAGCUUACUUUGCAGAUAACCCUUGUAUAUAGGAUUAUGUAAGCCGAGUAGAAUAAUAAAGGAGUAAAAUCAA